This is a messenger RNA of Humulus lupulus (European hop), 912 nucleotides long. RefSeq lists its product as uncharacterized. The transcript has 5 exons. The record is from RefSeq and is a predicted model, not a curated record. Bases 89 to 676 code for a protein of 195 amino acids. Gene Ontology annotation, cellular component: membrane; endoplasmic reticulum. Lineage: Eukaryota; Viridiplantae; Streptophyta; Magnoliopsida; Rosales; Cannabaceae.
GGUUCCAGAUUCCAGCUAUAAAUAGAGGAAGGAUAAAGGGACCCGAGCUGAAAGAACGACAGUCGCCAAGCUCGAAACGACAUCGAAAAUGGCAACUCUGAACUCUCAGCCUCUGAUCUGGGCCAUGCUAGGUCUCUUCAUGGUCUCCUUGACGCUGGGCUCCUCCGAUACACCCUUCAUCGUCGCCCAUAAGAAGGCUACCCUCAACAGACUCAAGUCUGGCGCCGAGCGAGUCGCCGUCUCCAUCGACAUCUACAACCAAGGAUCUCUGACCGCAUACGAUGUAAGUUUGACAGAUGAUAGCUGGCCUCAGGAUUUAUUUGACAUUGUCAGCGGUAACAUCUCCAAGUCAUGGGAAAAACUUGAUGCUGGCGGUAUUCUGUCCCACACUUUUGAAUUGGAGGCCAAAACCAAAGGUAUCUUCAACGGUGCACCUGCUCUCAUCACAUUCCGCAUUCCUACAAAGGCUGCUCUACAGGAGGCAUUUUCAACCCCAAUAUUGCCUUUGGACGUGCUUGCGGACAGGCCUCCUGAGAAGAAGUUUGAAUGGGUUAAGAGGCUGUUGAUGAAGUAUGGAUCCCUCAUUUCAGUGAUCUCUAUUGUGGUUCUGUUUAUCUACUUGGUGGCCAGCCCUUCCAAAUCGGGUGCUGGAAAGGGAAGCAAGAAGAAGCGCUAAUUACUCAACACACAAAUCUAAUGGUAUCCCAAUUGGGCGCCUCUUGAUGCAGUGAUAUGGCUUUCUAUGCCAUUUUAAUUUACACCUUUUGUUAGUGACCUAUGAUAGACUUAAUGAGAAUAGUUGUUAAUGUUAGAGACAUCCGGAAUCAUUGACAUGCUAUCAAUUUUGGUAGAUACAUUAUAUGUUUUGCCUCUGAUGUUAUAAGAGUUUUUAUUUUAUUCUUUUCGUUUGAA